AUGUCCGGACGCCAUGCCUGGCUUUCAAAAGGCCCAAGCCCUUCCCUGCCUGAGUCCUGGUCCGAGUCCCCAGGAAUGGCCUUCGUUGCUCCCUCGUCCCAACCCUGCCAUUUGGCCCUUCAGCUGCCCGAGGCCUUGGGGCCCGAGUUCUCAGACGCCCACAGGACGUGGCUGAACUUUGUCCUGCGGCCUGAUGACGGGGCCUUGAAGAAACGGUGCCGAGGCCGGGACAAGAAGUCGGUGAGCCUGGGGUCUGAGCCUGGGGCGGGCCGGCAGCUGGUGGCCGAGGCCUUCCACUGCCGGCUGAAGGGCCCGGUGCAGGUGGACAAGAAGACACUGGUGGAGCUGCAGGGCUUCCAGGCUCCCACUGCCCAGGGCGCCUUCCUGCGGGGCUCAGGCCUGAGCCUGGCCUCCGGCCGGCACAGCCCCGGUUACCGCCAUCUUCCAGUUCUCGGCCAGCCUGCACAUGGAGCUGCCUCCUGCUCCAAACCCGGCUCCCACUGGGGGGCUGGACAGGGCCCUCGGGCCGGCUGUGCCCUCACCCUGGGCCCCGUGUCCAGGUCGCUGGAGGCCAUCUCGGGCCUGGAAGGCAGUGGCAGGAUCUUCACGGUGCUGGUUCAGGGGCUGCUCCAGCUGCAGGCUGGACAGUACGCCUCCGUCUUCGUGGACAAUGGCUCGGGGGCGCCCCUCACCGUCCAGAGUGGCUCCAGCUUCUCCGGCCUCCUCCUGGGCACGUGAGGACACGGCCGGCCCCAGGGGAGCUGCGUGGAGAGGCCCCUCGGGGCCAUGGGAGCUGCCGGUGGCCCAUCUGCUCUGCCCUCUGUUAAAAGUGUGGUCACUCAAUAAAGAGUCCCCGCCCAC
Molecule: messenger RNA, 861 nt
Organism: Myotis brandtii (Brandt's bat)
Lineage: Eukaryota; Metazoa; Chordata; Mammalia; Chiroptera; Vespertilionidae
Gene: C1QTNF12
Product: family with sequence similarity 132, member A
Exons: 7
Coding region: 1-738 (245 amino acids)
Biological process (GO): positive regulation of D-glucose import across plasma membrane; negative regulation of gluconeogenesis; positive regulation of insulin receptor signaling pathway
Molecular function (GO): hormone activity
Source: RefSeq, a predicted model, not a curated record